CUAGAAAUUUUGACAGUUCAAUGUUUAAUUUCUUUUGUUUUGUAAUUAUAAUAAUUUGUUUAUCUGCCUAUUUUUAGGCUUAAUAAUUAAUUCGCUAAAUAUUGGUCGAACAUAAAUUACCAUUGUUUUUUAAGCAAAAAUGCUAGAUGGGUGGUACUGUAGAUCCAUUGCAAAUGAAGCAGCACAGGCUGAGGAAGAGGAACAAGCUCUUGAAGAAUCGAAAUUCAAGAAGGAAUACAAAUUUUUGAAGAGGAAAUUUCAGAACCUCAUUUAUGAAAAUGAGGCGUUUCAGCAAGCCCUUCGCACUGCCCAAAAAAAAUUAUUACAAGUGACAAGAGACAGAUCGUUUCUACUGGAUCGGUUAUUGUUACAUGAGAAAAUUGAUCAUUCAACUUCCGAGUCGGAUGAAACUGAGUCUUCAGAAGAUGAACAGCCAGCAGUAAAAGUUGAACCGCCAAAAAGGAGAAAAGUGUCAGACGGUUCGUCCCACAAUAAUUCAUCACAGCAUGUUAGUGCUGGGAAGUCGGUAUCAUCAGCGAAAAGGAGGAGACCUGCCAAUUCCCGCUCUUCAAAUAAACAAGUUCAUCAAUCGAUGAAACUGCACGUCCCUACAACCAAUGUUCUCUCGGAUGGCCACAUGACACCUGAAGAAGUAGAAAGGCACUUGCAAUCUCAGAGUUUCUUGGAUUUAGUACCAGAAAGGGCGCCUCCAACUGUUCCUACAGAAAUGUUCAGCAACGAGCCCUCAUUAGAUAGUGAGUCAAAUGACAUGAUAGGAGAACUGGAAACAUCUCCAAGUAAUAUGGAGGAGGAAAUCAGUAUUGACAUGCUACCAGAAUAGUACAUUUAGAUAAAAUAUGUUGGAGUGAAUGUUAGUGUGAUUAUGUGCUAAAUAAAACUACUUGUUAAGAUUUUGA
This is a messenger RNA of Sitophilus oryzae (rice weevil), 917 nucleotides long. RefSeq lists its product as uncharacterized. NCBI's taxonomy places the organism in Eukaryota, Metazoa, Arthropoda, Insecta, Coleoptera, Curculionidae. Gene Ontology annotation, cellular component: Ino80 complex; nucleus. The transcript is spliced from 5 exons. The record is from RefSeq and is a predicted model, not a curated record. Gene Ontology annotation, biological process: chromatin remodeling. Bases 140 to 841 code for a protein of 233 amino acids.